This is a messenger RNA of Trichoderma reesei QM6a, 2373 nucleotides long. RefSeq lists its product as uncharacterized. The transcript has 2 exons. Gene Ontology annotation, biological process: protein histidyl modification to diphthamide. NCBI's taxonomy places the organism in Eukaryota, Fungi, Ascomycota, Sordariomycetes, Hypocreales, Hypocreaceae. The record is from RefSeq and is a predicted model, not a curated record. Bases 1 to 2373 code for a protein of 790 amino acids. Gene Ontology annotation, molecular function: diphthine-ammonia ligase activity.
AUGUCGUCUGAAUCACUAAAUGUCAUUGCCCUCAUCUCGGGAGGCAAAGACAGCUUUUACAACCUGCUGCACUGCAUUCGCCAUGGGCAUCGCAUCGUGGCCCUCGCAAAUCUGUACCCAGCAGCUGACGGCAUAGACGACCAUGCCGAAGAUGAUCUCAACAGCUUCAUGUAUCAGACGGUUGGGCACGAGGUGAUCCCGCUCUACGCGGCAGCAACCGGACUGCCCCUCUAUCGAAUGCCUAUCCGAGGCGGAGCGCUGCAUCACGAACGGGAUUAUGACCAUACGUCCCAGGAGCAGAAAGACGCUUCAGGCAAGGCCGAAGAGACGGAGUCCAUGCUGUUGCUGCUCGAGGCCAUUAAGGCUCGUCACCCAGAAGCCAACGCCCUCUGCUCUGGGGCUAUCUUGUCGACAUACCAGCGGACACGAGUCGAGUCAGUUGCGCUGAGACUCGGCCUCACCCCUUUGGCAUUCCUCUGGAAGUAUCCCGUGCUUCCAUCCCCAGCAAAUGAGUCCAAGGACGAUGCUCAGUUGUUGCGUGAUAUGGCUGCAGCAGGGCUUGAUGCUCGGAUCAUCAAGGUGGCAAGUGCUGGGCUCGGUGAAGGCCAUCUGUGGGAGCGAGUAUCAAGCAUUGAAGGAGUGACCCGAAUCAAGAGCGCUUUGAGAAAAUUCGGUGCUGCUGAAGGUGCUGCACUUGGUGAGGGAGGCGAAUUCGAGACGCUCGUCGUGGAUGGGCCAUCUUGGUUGUUCAAGAAGAAGAUAUCGGUCCCUGAAGAUGGGCGACGAGUUGUCAACGAAGGAGGAGGCUCGACCUGGUUGAUGCUGCGAGGAGCCCAGCUGCAAGACAAACCUAUUGGCGUCGAUGAUGUCUCGACCCCGGAGUCUUCCAUCAGGGUUCCUGAGUUGCUAGCCCCUGAGUUCCAGACUAUACUGGCUUCAAUCUUAAGCACAAGGCCGGCCGAGUAUGGCGAGAAGGAAGCCUCUCGAGACUCGAGACCACGGCUACUGGGAAAAACAACGUCCUCGACAUUGGACGGGGACGAUGAUACUUUGCGGUGGUCCGUUCUGGCCGACCCUUCUGCAGAUCGCGAUUCUAUUGAAGCGGAAAUGCAGUCUGUGGUUGGCCAGAUCGAAGGGCGCCUUUCCUCCUCAUGCCUUGAUGCGGCUCACAUCACCAACACCACCAUCAUCCUUCGCAACAUGGCAGAUUUUCCAAGGAUCAACGCAGAGUAUGGCAAGCUCUUUAGAAGGCCAAACCCACCAUCACGAGUCACCAUUUCAUGCGGCGCUUUACUUCCGCCGGGUUACAGUGUCAUGGUGUUCCUUACAAUACCAAGAUCAGGGGUCAAUACUUCCAGGAAUGGACUUCAUGUUCAGUCCCGUUCGUACUGGGCGCCCGCAAACAUUGGCCCGUACAGUCAGGCUAUCGAUGUUGCGGUAUCAGCCAAAGCAGGACAGACCGGUCUGCGAGCCAUAUAUAUCGCCGGCCAGAUUCCCCUGAUACCUUCCUCGAUGACCUUGCCGCCCCCAUCCGAUACUAGUUUCGGAACACAGAUUGUGCUCUCUUUGCAGCAUCUCUGGCGAAUUGGGCUCGAGCUGAAAGUCCAGCUUUGGACCAGCGGCGUGGCCUACUUCUCCAAGUCGUCAUCGCCUGAUGAGAUGAAGCGCAACGCUACGGCAUCAGGCCUUGCGUGGAAGCUGGCUCACGGAUCGCCGGAUGAUGACGAAGAUGAUGAGAACGACCUGGAUAUCUGGGACCUCAAAUACAACUACCAACACAUGACUCUGGCGAGCGAUCAGCAGAAGGUUCGCGCACGACUGCCCGACUGGUCAGUGUUCACUCUGAGACAGCAAAACGAGCCGGAGUCGUGCAUCCCCCCUUUCUUCGCUGCUGAAGUGGAAGAGCUACCUCGACAGGCCAUGGUCGAGUGGCAUGCUCAUGUUGGCCUGUCGGGAAUCGAAGAGAGCAGUGCAGAGAUUAUUUAUCACCCAGAAGCCUCAUCGUCGUGCUGGAGGGCAUGGCACGUGCUUGUCCGGACCUCCAAGGCUACACUGGUGUACACAACUCUCGCUCGAGUCUCUUCAAUUGAACACGACAUUGUCAGCUGGGACGCUCUGCAACAAGACCUCGCUGCUGCAUACAACAGCUCAGUCCGAGCCCUCGAAGUACCCCCUCCAGCACUGAAUGCAACCCCUCACCUGGCCUAUGUCGAGGUUGGCGGCGUGACAGCGCUGUGGCCGGAAGUCGGCGAUGCUGGACCGUCGGUGCCAUUUGCGACGAUUCCGUGCCAUACGAUCUGGUCUGCAAAGGGAGAGAGGAUAAAAUGCGUGGCAAUGUACAAGGCCACUCUGGGACUACAGGCGGAAGAGUAA